This is a messenger RNA of Sceloporus undulatus (fence lizard), 2723 nucleotides long. RefSeq names its product guanine monophosphate synthase (gene GMPS). Gene Ontology annotation, biological process: GMP biosynthetic process. The record is from RefSeq and is a predicted model, not a curated record. Gene Ontology annotation, molecular function: ATP binding; GMP synthase (glutamine-hydrolyzing) activity; GMP synthase activity. Gene Ontology annotation, cellular component: cytosol. NCBI's taxonomy places the organism in Eukaryota, Metazoa, Chordata, Lepidosauria, Squamata, Phrynosomatidae. Bases 146 to 2227 code for a protein of 693 amino acids. The transcript has 16 exons.
GCAGGCGGGAUUAGCUCAUCUCGGCCGGAGCAGUGGCGGCUCCGUCCCCCUCCUUCCCUUCCCUUCCCGGUCUCAUUCCGGGUCGCAGCUGGGCUCCGUGGCGCUCCUUGGCGGCGUCUCUCCUCCUCCUCCUCCAGCCGGCUCUAUGGCUCUGUGUAAUGGAGAAGCCAAGCUGGAGAAUGUUGGAGAAGAUCUCAAGGAUGGCCUGUGCCGCUAUGAAGGAGCUGUAGUAAUACUUGAUGCUGGAGCUCAGUAUGGGAAAGUCAUAGAUCGCCGAGUCAGAGAAUUGUUUGUCCAGUCAGAGAUCUUCCCCCUGGAAACACCUGCAUUCGCCAUUAAAGAACAGGGAUUCCGAGCUAUUAUUAUAUCUGGAGGUCCAAAUUCAGUUUAUGCAGAAGAUGCUCCCUGGUUUGACCCAGCAAUUUUUACAAUAGGCAAACCUGUUCUUGGAAUCUGCUACGGCAUGCAGAUGAUGAAUAAGGUAUUUGGAGGUACAGUACACAAGAAAGAUGUUAGAGAAGAUGGAGUAUUCAGCAUUACUGUAGAUAACAUGUGUUCACUGUUCAGAGGACUUCAGAAAGAAGAGAUUGUCCUGCUCACACAUGGAGAUAGUGUAGAUAAGGUAGCAGAUGGAUUCAAAGUUGUUGCACAGUCUGGAAAUGUUAUAGCAGCUAUAGCAAAUGAAUCUAAAAAACUGUAUGGGGCACAGUUUCAUCCUGAAGUUAGCCUUACAGUGAAUGGAAAAAUAAUGCUGAAAAACUUUCUUUAUGAUAUUGCCGGGUGCAGUGGAACAUUCACCGUUCAAAAUAGAGAAUUGGAGUGCAUUCGAGAUAUCAAAGAGAAAGUAGGAUCAUCAAAGGUUUUGGUUUUACUUAGUGGAGGUGUGGAUUCCACAGUAUGUACAGCAUUACUGAAUCGUGCUUUGGAUCAAGACCAAGUGAUAGCAGUGCACAUAGAUAAUGGAUUCAUGAGGAAGAGGGAAAGUCAGUCUGUAGAAGAGGCACUAAAAAAACUGGGAAUUCAAGUUAAAGUGGUAAAUGCAGCUCACUGGUUCUACAAUGGUACAACAACUCUGCCUAUUUCUGAAGAAGAUAGAACUCCACGGAAAAGGAUCAGUAAAACACUGAAUAUGACUACAAGUCCUGAGGAAAAACGCAAAAUUAUUGGUGACACCUUUGUGAAGAUUGCUAAUGAAGUUAUUGGAGAAAUGAACCUGAAACCGGAGGAAGUCUUCCUUGCCCAGGGCACCUUGAGGCCUGAUCUCAUUGAGAGUGCUUCCAUUGUGGCUAGUGGCAAAGCAGAAGUCAUCAAGACACAUCACAAUGACACAGAGCUUAUCAGAAAACUGAGAGAAGAGGGCAAAGUAAUAGAACCACUAAAAGAUUUUCAUAAGGAUGAAGUAAGAGUACUUGGGAGAGAACUAGGUCUGCCUGAAGAGCUGGUCUCAAGACAUCCAUUCCCAGGUCCUGGCCUUGCAAUUCGGGUAAUAUGUGCUGAAGAACCAUACGUUUGUAAAGAUUUUCCUGAAACAAACAACAUUUUGAAAAUCUUAGCAGACUUUUCUGCAAGUGUUAAAAAGCCUCACACACUGUUGCAGAGGGUCAAAGCAUGCACAACUGAGGAAGAUCAGGAGAAAUUAAUGCAAAUCACAAGUCUACAUUCACUGAAUGCUUUCUUGCUGCCAAUCAAAACUGUGGGAGUACAGGGUGAUUGCCGAUCUUACAGCUAUGUAUGUGGGAUCUCCAGUAAAGAUCCUCCACACUGGGAGUCUCUAAUGUUCCUGGCCAGGCUCAUACCGCGCAUGUGUCACAACAUAAACCGAGUUGUCUAUGUGUUUGGCCCACCAGUCAAGGAACCUCCCACAGAUGUUACUCCCACUUUCCUGACUACAGGAGUCCUCAGUACAUUGCGGCAAGCUGAUUUUGAGGCUCAUAAUAUUCUCAGGGAGUCUGGUUAUUCUGGAAAAAUCAGCCAGAUGCCAGUAAUCUUGACACCGUUGCAUUUUGAUCGAGAUCCCUUACAGAAACAACCUUCCUGUCAAAGAUCAGUGGUUAUUCGAACCUUUAUUACUAGUGACUUCAUGACUGGUAUUGCAGCAACUCCUGGCAAUGAGAUUCCAGAAGAGGUUGUAUUGAAAAUGGUGACAGAGAUCAAGAAGAUUCCUGGCAUUUCACGGGUGAUGUAUGACUUGACAUCGAAACCACCAGGAACAACUGAGUGGGAGUAAUUAUUUCCCCUCCAGUGAAAGUACUGUAUGCAGUUUUAAAUUAUAUCAGAAACCAUUCCCAGUGUUGACAUGCAGUACUGUGAAAAGAGUGACCGGAGCUGCUGCUACAUCACAUGUGAUUAUUUUUUAUUUCUUUUCUCCUGGAGCGUAAUCUGCAAAUUAAGAGUGAUGACUUGGGGUGGGAGGGAGGUGUAAGGUAAGUGGGGCUGAGGAUAUGUACGGGUAAAAUAAUUAGGGCAGCAUUGCCUAUGUGCAGAUAGAUUUAUAUUGCUUUGCCUUUCUUUUUGUUUUAUUGACUCUUCCCAAUUUUUUCAUGUGUUUUUACCGUUAUGUCAUUUCAGUGUCUCUUUUUAAAUUUUUUGUAUACUGUGUAAAAAGAGACCGUUUAUUUACAUUUACCAAAACCAUUGUUAGAGCCUAUUAAUAAUGUAAAAUGAAAAAGUGACCAACUGCUUUUGAAACAGAUUUAUUAUAAAUAAAUAUUUUGCCAAAUGGA